Messenger RNA from Hemicordylus capensis (graceful crag lizard), 4600 nucleotides. Its product is annotated as transmembrane reductase CYB561D2. Lineage: Eukaryota; Metazoa; Chordata; Lepidosauria; Squamata; Cordylidae. Gene Ontology annotation, molecular function: transmembrane monodehydroascorbate reductase activity. The coding region runs from base 677 to 1345 and encodes 222 amino acids. The transcript has 7 exons. Gene Ontology annotation, cellular component: endoplasmic reticulum. The record is from RefSeq and is a predicted model, not a curated record.
AUACACACACAAGUAACUUGCAAAGAAUUUAUACUGUGCAAAGUAUAAUUUGCAAAGAAUUGGAUGAAAGCAGGAGAAGUCUCAGUUUGUAUAGAAUCCUAGAUGAGGCUAUGAAACAUAAGCUGGGGUUGGCGGGGAGAAGAAAAGACGCAUCCUUGUUUGGCUGGAUGAAUAGAACUGCCUGCGUUGUCUCAGUGGAGGAGCCCUAAAUCUCAGGAUUAACACAGCUACCUAGAACCAGCCCUACAAAACUUCCCUGACUGCGAAAUGGUAGUCGCCCAGAUUAAGGUGUACAGACGAAGCGCAUAAAACUGAGCAAUCCGGCUUCACUCGCGAUGGACAGCGAGUCUCAGCCUCUCAGAGGCGCGGGAGUGGGCGUGACGCAUAUCGUACCGCACGGCUCACCCAAUCAAAAGGCGACAUUGGCUUUCCUGGCUUGUAUCAGAGUUUUAGCUGCCUGGUGAUGCUGGUCUUCCAGGAGCAGGUAAUUGAUGGAUGCCUGAAAAGAAGAAUGAUGCGUUGUUUGCUCUAAGCCAGUAGUGGCCUACAGCGUUCUCUUGCCUUGAUGUAUUGGGGAAGCUGAUUGGUGCUGCACACAGCAUCAGGAGGCCUGUCGCUGGUGGAGCGAAAGGUCAACAUUCUGUGGGCAGUGCUGGAGAAGACAAGUCCACUUGCCAUGGCUCUGACUAUUGAAACGGAAUCAAAGAUAUACCGCUCUCUCAGGACUGUCUUUGGUGCCACUGCACACCUCGUCUCCCUUGGAUUUACCAUAUUUGUAGCUGUGCUUGCCAGACCUGGAUCAAGUCUGUUCUCCUGGCAUCCUCUCUUAAUGUCUCUUGCGUUUUCUUUCCUGAUGACAGAAGCCCUGCUGGUUUACUCUCCAGAGAGCUCCCUGCUUCAGUCACUCUCCCGUAAGGCCAAGAUCCGCUUCCACUGGGCUUUGCAGCUGCUUUCGCUCAUCUGUGCGGUGUUGGGCUUGGCCAUUAUCAGCUACAACAAAUACCUCAAUGGGAAGGCUCACUUUGUCACCUGGCACGGCCUGACGGGCUUGUUAACGGUGCUGUACACUAGUAUGCAAUGCAUGGGUGGGCUUGUUCUGCUCUACCCGAAGCUGAUGAAGAACUGGACAUUGGCCAAGCUGAAGCUUUACCAUGCCACAUCAGGACUGAUUGGGUACCUCCUUGGCUGUGCCAGUUUGAUGCUGGGCAUGUGUUCCUUGUGGUUUACCACAAGCAUGACUGGAGUCUCCUGGUAUCUGACUAUGCUUUGUCCUAUCCUCACCAGCCUGGUUGUCAUGAACCAAGUGAGCAAUGCCUACCUCUACCGCAAAAGAAGCCAGCCAUGAAAGCCACCCUGCCACUGACAUCUUGUGGGAUCCUUGACAAAUUCCAGCACUGUCUUCAAGGAAUCGAUGGCUUAGUAUGGCCCUGUGACUGGAGAAUCUCUUUUUAGCUGUUUGUUACUUUGUGUGGUAUCUUUUAUCUUGACUUCUAACUUCCUGCAUCUGUUUAAAUGUGGGAGAUGCCUGUAAUGUUGAACCAACGGUCUUGCAUCUCCAGUUCCCAUCCAGCCUUUUCUUCUGGGUGACUAUAGCUGGAAAUCUGUCACUGCUGGUGCUGAGAGGAGUAGCCCAGCUAGAAUCCACUGCUGCUGCUGCUGCUACCACCUUGUGGAAGAGCCCCCUAGGCAAUUCUUGGCCCAGCCAGCUGCUGGAAUUGAGAAGACCCCCCCCUCAUCCCACACACAGGCACACGCCUCCCGUUAGCCUCUGCUCUAGAUGCCUGCUCCUAUUGGUACAGAAUUUGGGCUGCAGAUUUGGUGCAGGCAUGGGGAAUGGCUGGCAACACUUAACAUUCCUCCUGGAUGGGGAAAGGGCUGGCGUCUCCCUUCCCAGCUCCUUUUUAUAAAUAAAGGUCAGUAUUUGUUUUUUAAACAAGUGGGGAAAGUGGACAAACCAUAGGAAGUGUGCAGUAUUCUCCAACAGUGUUGUGAGUGAUUAGGCGACAUUAUAUACUACCCCAAACAGAAAGCAAAUUUGCUUUGGGAGGAAGGAAUUAGGUUUUUAAAAAGUGGCAGGGAGUAGGAAUGCUUAACUCUUGGCUUGCCUCUUGGUUUUCUGCUCAGAACCCCCCUCUGCUGCUGGCUUCCAAACGCCUGUCUGGUACUCCUAUGUCCCCCUCAACAUAAAGACGGUCACUUGAAAGGAGUUGCAAGGCGAUGCCCCAAAUAUGAGGGGAAGGACACUGUGAGGACAGCCCCUUCUUACCUGAACAAAAGAGAUAUUUAGUUCCUCGACUGAGCCUUUAGUUCACGAAGCCAGUGAGAGCUUUCUUUGCUAUCCACACUAGCAGAGCGGCUGUGAUGUGUGAGUCAGUGUGGCAGCAUUCCAGAUUGCCACCUCUUAUUGCUCCUAAAGGGAUGGCAGAGUAGACCACCUGUGACCGUCGGAGCUGAGGACAAUGGAAUGGAGAUGGGAGCAAUUUGCACCAGCUGUUGAAGUCCAGACCCAGACUGGGAACUGCAGGAAAGGUAGAAAGGUUCCAGUGUCCUCUGUGUUGUUGUGAUGGACUUCAGCUAGAGGCCUGCAGAGCCAGGGUUUGGGCUGGUACAUUCCAGUGCACACAAGCCUCCCUGUCUGCCCCCACUACCUGAUCAGUGGACUCUGGCAGCAUCUCUUCCUCUCCGGCCUUGCUCCCCCUGCUCCGUGUGAGAGAUGUGCUCCCUGUUGCCCUUCUGUCUCUGUCACGUGGCACAGGACAGGCUCUCAGCCCGAUCAUAUACAGCUUUUCUCAGAAGCAAGUCCUAGAAUGCCAUAUACAAGAAAUCGCAUUGAGCUGUGUGUGCUUAUAAUUUUAUUUAUGUACUGUUGCUUGCCUUGUGCUAAGAUUGGGCAGCGGGUGGUGGGAGGGAGGAGAGAAGAAACAGAAGAAGAAGCUGCUGCCGCCUUCCUCUCCCUGCUCCCCCCACCCCGCCACCUCUGGUCUGCAAAAGAUAGCUGCAGCUAUCUUCACAAAGAAGCUGUUUGUGAUUUGCUUGGGCAGCCACCUUAAAAGCAGAUGUUGCCCAACAAAUGGUGCUCCUUUUGCAACAAUAGCCCCAACAGUUGCAGAGCAGGUGGAUUGAGGCGGGCAGGCAGGCAGGGUGCAGUGGUGAUGACAAAAGUCUCAGUCCUUCGCAGUUAUCGCCGCAAGCCCCAGUGAAUGCAAGGGGACUUACUUCUGAGUAAGUGGGCAUAAGAGUGGGUUUAAUCAGGUGUGGCUUGUCCUAAUGAGCCUGUGUGUGUGUGUGUGUGUGUGUGUGUGUGUGUGUGUGUAUAAAACAGGUACAGCUGCCUCUCCGUCUGGGAGCUCUGUUUGCUCCUCUCUCUCUUUCUCUCUCCCCCACCUCACCCCAGCAUUAAUCAGAACUGUGGUGCCUGCAGGCUGGCCAUUCAUCAGGUAGAGCUGUGCAGGUUGGUGACUGAUCAACUUGUGUAUUAUUGGCUACAAGGCAUUUGCCCCUAUACAGUGUUUGUAGCAUGUUAAAGCAUCUUCGAUAGCCAUGCAUUGAAGGCUCUCACCUGCUGUGGCUUCUGGGAACUGUUCAAGGAAGGAAAUGUUCUCACCAUCAUUCUGUGGUGAGAAUAACUCCUCUUGCAAGGAAGGAAACAAGUUGGCGGAGAUUGGCCCUUUGUUUAGCAGGAGAGGAGAAAACACCAUGGCUGUGAGAAGAAGAGUUAAGACAUUGGCCCUGAUCCAGCUAAAGUUAAUCACGACUAGGACUGCAGUCCCAUGCACACUUAUCUGGGAGUAAGUUUGGACUUAAUUUUUAAGUAAACAUGCAUAGGACUGUACUGCAAAUCCCACUGAAAUAAAUGAAACAAAAUGACAUGUCUGGUUGAACUUCAGUUGGGUUGGGCCUUUUGACUACAACACUUUUCCUAAUAAAAUAAAAUAAAAUCUGGCUUUCGGAAUGAAACCUAGUCUAGCAAUAUUAAAAAUGCAGUGAGUAAGACUGAUAUCAGUGAAGAAGACUGGAGUCUUAGGCUUUCUCCCCAGAGUGGCAAGGGGCUUUUGGCUAAUGUCCUUCUGUCCUUCUCUCUCUCUCUCUGUGAUCUGCAGUGGUACAUGCCCUAGGUAUCCUAUGCAGCACAGCAUCAUUUGUUUUGGCAUAUGCUUUGCCAUGCAGUAUUAGGGAAAGAUCCCACUAGUGUGUAAAAGGGCUACUUUGCAUCUUUACUGCUGGAAUUAGGCAACACAUUACUUUUAUUCAGAAUGAAGUUGGCUUCCUGCUUUUCUUUAUAUCUGUGUGAGAACUCUGUGUCAUGUGCAAUUGGCAUUAUAAUAUGUCAGUAAGGAUGCUUUUCUUUUCCCCUCGUUACAUGCAGCAAUUAAUCUGGCUGAGAUUGCAACCCCUGCUUCGGUAUGAGAUGACAUGGUUUUGUCACACACAAGCAUGGUACUUGCUGAACCAUCUUGUGCACUGCCAAGUCUGAAACAGCCCUGAUAACCAUUGUUUGCAUUGGAUUGAACCCACCUUAGAGCCUGAUCAAAGAAAGGGAUUCUGUACCCAAGAGUGCCCUAGCAAAUAAAGCUUUUCUGAACAGCUCUAGUGGCUCUGG